AUGGAUGCAAAGCUGUUCCUUCUGCCAUGCUCAUUUCGCUUGCAACCCAUGCUUCCACCCAAAAAUAUGCGCCUCUCUCCUUUCAACACUACUUACCCUUCUGGAACAGUUUUGAGGAGGUGCAUGAACAAAGAAGAACAACUUCUGGAAGGGAUGCCAAAGGAGUAUUACGAUGAUGAAUGGCAAGCCAGACAACGGGAAAAAUCAAAGGAGUUUCAUAGAAGACGUCGGGAGGAAGAGGAAGAAGAGGAAAGGAAGAUCGAAGAGUACCGUGAAAUAGGUAUGCGUUUGAAGGGGUACCCAGAUGAAGAAGUUGUAAAAGCAAGAAAAUUAGUUUCAAGCUUCAUUAGGGCUGAAGAAGAGGUGGAAGAGCAAAUUGAGGAGGCUGCAGAGAGGGGUGAACUUACUGAACUUGUGCUAAUGGUUAUAUGGAAUCGCCUCGAUCUUGCUCGGCGUGAUGAAGAAAAGGAUGCCAUUAGGAGUCUUGAUCUCCUAUACAGAAGAGUCGAGACCGAGAUAUUGAGACGGGAAGCUACUCCGGCUAUGAGGCUGCUCAAUGAUCUUUUGAACAUGCACGAUGGGUUUGACGAUUCCGGAUGGCUGAAGGAAUGCAAAAAACACAUGGUUGAUACUUUUCCACGGGAGGAUCCGUUCAGCAUCCUUGUACCAGCUGGUUUUGAUAUCGAUAAGCAUCACGGUCCAUUGUCACUGCCAGCGGAAGCCGAUGAUGUUCUUCUGAGAGUAGAUUUCAUUAGAGAGGUCGAUGCUUUGCUACAAGAGGUUCGAUCCGAACAAAAUGAAGCAGAGAGUGUCGAAGGGUUUGAUCCAGAAUCUGUUGCAGUAAAAUUGAAGGAACAGGAGAGGAAACGAACCAUACGCCAAGUUGAAAUUCUUCUAGACUUGGCCAUUAAUUUGAAAUGGUAGCUAU
Hibiscus syriacus is the source of this 928-nucleotide messenger RNA. RefSeq names its product protein PALE CRESS, chloroplastic. The record is from RefSeq and is a predicted model, not a curated record. The transcript is spliced from 7 exons. Gene Ontology annotation, biological process: chloroplast organization; cellular response to light stimulus; leaf morphogenesis. NCBI's taxonomy places the organism in Eukaryota, Viridiplantae, Streptophyta, Magnoliopsida, Malvales, Malvaceae. Gene Ontology annotation, cellular component: etioplast; chromoplast; chloroplast. Bases 1 to 924 code for a protein of 307 amino acids.